Messenger RNA from Colletotrichum scovillei, 5415 nucleotides. Its product is annotated as PH domain-containing protein. The coding region runs from base 641 to 5056 and encodes 1471 amino acids. NCBI's taxonomy places the organism in Eukaryota, Fungi, Ascomycota, Sordariomycetes, Glomerellales, Glomerellaceae. Gene Ontology annotation, molecular function: GTP binding. The record is from RefSeq and is a predicted model, not a curated record. The transcript is spliced from 6 exons.
ACAAAGAGCUGCCUUCCUUGUUUGUUUACUUCUUCCCCUCCGCGCACCAAUCAUCGAGUCCCCGCCUCAACGUCAACUCAUACCGCCCGCUGCCCUUAAACAACACUCGACCACAUCGACGCAUCACAACACAACGUCCCGUUCACCCUCUUGUUGUUUCUCACCACGACCGCCGUCAGGAACGCUAUCCCAUUACCUGUUGCUGCACUUUGGCGGCAUCGCCCUUUUUUGAUUUUUUUUGUGUGUGUUGCUGUCGUUUUGCGCUGUUCCCUCCCCCCCUUCAGCUUCAUCACCCAGCAUCCCCAUACUUCGGCUCUGCCCAUUCCAGUCAUCGACAACCCAUACCGAAUUACCCUUCGAUUAUGACCCGAAUCGGCAUCUGACAGCACACAUCCCCGAGAGCCACCCAAGGAGAAAAAAGUCAAACAUUCAUUCUAGCAGACAAAAGUCUUUCUACCGCAUUUUCCCCUUUGUGUAUCUUUGCGAAUCCGCUCUGAACCUCGCGGCAAUUACCCCGGAACGCACCGCAGCAGAGUCUGCUUAACAUAGAAUUUUCUUUCGAGUAUUGAUCGCCAUUACCACCACGUACUGCGAUUGUUUCCCCCAAUGCGCUUGCGCAGUCACAACAACAUCACAGAAAAUGGCGUCUUCUGAGGAUCCCGUACAUCCUUUGCGCAUCAGCAAAGGCAGCAGCACUCCAGGAUCUCCCCCUCCUACCAAGGCCAGCACUGGCAUCCCUCGCCCCCUUUCCGAGCUCUCUCCUUCAGACCUCAGGCGGAACUCACCGAGCUUCAAGCAGCCCUCCAAGAAAAUGACCCUCAACACCGACUCCUCUCCAUUCCAGUCGUCCCCACUAGAGACUACUACGUCUCCCAGGCUGUUUUGGCAGAAGCGCAACCUGGACUCCAUCAGCACCGAGAACAGCGGAUUAUACGGCGGCGCACGUCACGGCUCGCCUUCGCCAACCCGACGCACUUCCAUCGAACGCCUCCAAAGAGCCUCUCGAGUCAAGAACAGCAACAUUCUCGCUCUCGAGCAGAAGCAGGAAUACGAUCCCACAAGAGUCCCCCAAAUUGAGCGGCCUCUCGCUAAGCAUUCCGGACCCUCAUAUGACGGAACGACAACAAUCAUCAAUGGCCUACGAUCUUCUGAUUCUCUGAACAGAGGCAUCGGCCACCAGCGCAACAACAGCAGCAGAUCGAGCAUCCCCAUCUUCAGCCCGACAACGAGCCCUACCAAGGGUUCUACACCAAUGCAAAUCAACCCUGCGAACCCGCCGCGCAGCCCGGGCAAGGACCAAGGGUCUCCUAUCAAGUCUUCCCUUUCGAGAAGCAACUUCAAGAGCAGCUUCGACCCCGAGACCGGCACCUGGUCGGCCGACACUUCUUUCGACGAUCGCGAGCUUCCUUCUGGAAAGUCGCUUCAUCGCCACGCCAAGAGCGUCACCUUCGACGCGGCUCCUCCUCAAAUCAACGAAUAUGAGAUGGCCACGCCGGACAUUUCUUCCAUAGGAUCCAACUCGCGCGAGGGCAGCUUCGACUCCAUGGAUGACGAGGACGAUGAGGACGGACACUACCACUUUGGAGAUCACGAUAUGGAGGGUGACAGCUUCGAUGCGUCGCUAGAGGACACAGACAAGACUCCCGUCGUCGGUCCUGACGAUUGGAGACAGUCUGCUGAGCGUAUGGAGGAUCCCUUCGAUGGAAGCCCCAUGCCAGACGCACUUCCUCCUCGUAUCGGCCGCACAGAACAUACUCGAUCUGACUCGUCAACCUCGGAUCACCGCCCCCUGCCUCCUCUUCCCGGCAUGGGCUCACCCGCCCGUGGUUCGCCCGCCUUCAGUGACUCCCGGUCUUCACCUGGCCUGUCCGCGACAGCGGAGAGAAUGGUGGGCGCUCACCGUAGCUUGCCACCGCCGCCCCCGGCAGCUGCCAGCAAGAACGAGAUCCAGAGCAUUGGCAACGGCAAGAUGACUCUCGAAGAGAGACUGAAGCUUAUGAUGCUCUCAGACGACCACAAGUCUGCCAACGAGCAGCAGAGAGAGCGUCGUCUUCGUCGCGGUGCUCAGCGUGAUAGAAUCCAGAGCCCCGCUUCCGAUACUGAGACAGCCGAGUCCAGCAUGCUUUCCGCUGACGCAGACGAAGCCGAUGAUACCAUCGGAGAUAUCUCUGCUCUCGAGGACUACGAGCUGCCUAGCCGUAUCUCCCGUGAGUCCAUCAUGCGUCGCGUCAAUGGUGGCGCCAAUGACCAAGGAGGUGACUACUUCUCCUCGCCGGCGCCUAGCUCUAGCCCCGAGCGACCCAGCCCUGAGCGCCGUCUGCCCCUGCCUCUUGACCCGGAUGUCCCAAUUCCUUCAACGGAAGACUCCAUUCUGGAUGACAUCUCCGAGCUUAGCGACGAGGGUAGUGUCAUUAUCCACAGAGAUGAGGCCUCUGAUGUCGACACCGAGUCAAUCACAGACUUCUACGCGCGGUCUGACAUUGACGAGAACGAUGCCGAUUCUGCCAGCCAUUACUCUGACGGACCGGCUCGCCAGCCCGAGGUCACUCAGGUCGACGAGGACAUCCUCACACCUCGUGCUGCUAGCCCCUUCCAGACAUUUGACUUGGCCUCAGAGAUAAGACCUCUGGAGCUCAAGUCCGACAAGGGUUUCAGCUCGCCCGAGCAACGCGCUGUCUCUCCAGCUGACCUCCCAGUCAGGGAGCUGACACCCGAGACAAAGGUUGAAGAGGUUAUCGAGCCUACAAGCGAGCCUCAGGAUGAGGUUGUUGAACAGCCUCAGCCCGAACCCGAGGUCGAGAAGGAGCCGUCGCCAGAGAUGCCAGUCGAUGCACCUGUCGACACUGCCUCUGAGCGCAAGCACAGCCUCCCCGAAUUCCACGACGAGGGCAGGGAUAACGAGUUCUCCAAGGGCUUGCAGUCGUUCAUGCUUCCUCCGCCUCCGGAGCCGUCUGCCGAGGAAGUCGAGGAGCUUCAGCCCCCGCCAAAGAUGACGGAGCUCCAGGCUGAAAUGCAGCGCCCCGUGACCCCGAAGCAUCUCUCCAAGCCUGACUACGACGGCUCCGGCUGGGGUGAUCCAGAGGAUGAAGAGUAUGAGGAAGAGCCCGGUACGCCCGAGUCUGUCAUUCAUCGACCCAUGUCCGAUUCUGAAUCAGAAAUCUUCGACGAGCUUCCCAUGGAAUCUCCUGCUAUCCCGGAGAGGCAGGCAACAAUCAAGGCAUCUGGAUCCAAGUUGAAGACCAGACCUUCCAACACACCCUCUGACAUCAUUGCCAUGAGGGAAGCCCGGCGCCAAGUUAGUCGCGAGGUGCCCGACAUUCCAGCCAUUCCUGAACGCCACCGCAACAGGCUGUCAAGGGAUCUGCAGGGAGAGCCCACUAUCCACGACGACGAAGAAUUCGUGGACCGCCGCUCGAGCUUCAAGAAGCGCAGUCUCACAUUGGAUCUUGACUUUGGCCUCAGCCUUGACCAAGAUUUCGAUCGUGUCAUUGAACAACAAAAGCGCGGAUACCUCAUGCGCCAGAACACCAAGGUUGUAACAGCGAGCGACAAGGAGUCUUCUGACAUGUGGAAGACUCGAUCUGCUGGCAACUCCCCCGUUAAGACAGACCGCCCUCAGUCAUGGACCGUCGAGCCCUGGAACGGUAGGCCCAGACAGAAGAGCAUCAGACGCCGCGCCAACACAAGUGGUCCUGUGCCGCCUAUGCCUGGCCAGGAGAGCAAUGCUCAAACUUUGAACCCUCUGGCCGAAGAGGACUUGAACCCGGAGCUUGCGACCGAGGAAAGCGGCGAGCGUGGCCGCCUCUUCGUCAAGGUUCUUGGAGUCAAGGAUCUCGACCUGCCCAUUCCCCGAACUGAGCGUACCUGGUUCAGCCUGACGCUUGACAAUGGUGUCCAUUGUGUCACAACCGCCUGGCUUGAGCUUGCUCGCAAUGCUCCCGUCGGCCAGGAGUUUGAGCUUGUGGUUCCCAACGACCUGGAGUUCCAGCUGACCCUCAACGUGAAGCUGGAGAAGCCCGCGCCUGCCAAGAAGGUGAUCGUGCAGUCUCCUACUAAGGCUAGCAAGCCCAAGACGUCUACCUUUAGCAGGGUGUUCGCGUCUCCCAAGAAGCGGAAGGAGAUGGAGUUGCGCCAGCGCGAAGAGGAGGAGCGUGUGGCCGCUGAGCAGCAAAAGGCUGCUCAGGCUAGACAGAUGAAGGUCGCGCCUACCGCCUGGGACUUGUUGUCUCCACUCGCGGCUGAGGAUGGCAGCUUUGCUCGUUCGUACGUGUGCCUCAAGGAGCACGAGUCGCGCUGUUACGGUCGUCCCUAUGUCGUUGACGUGGCUUGCUUCAACGAGUGGGCGACUGAAGAGGCUACCUUCGCCUCCAGCGUCAAGAGCAAGCGUGGUAACACUGCUGUUGUCCGCCGCGCCCCCUACAAGAUUGGAAAGUUGGAGCUCCAGUUGCUCUUUGUACCCCGUCCCAAGGGAUCCACCGAGGAGGACAUGCCCAAGAGCAUGAACUCUUGCAUCCGAGAGCUUAAGGCUGCGGAGGAGCGCCUUGCUAAGAACUGGGAAGGUCACCUGAGCCAACAGGGUGGCGACUGCCCUUACUGGCGCCGACGAUACUUCAAGCUUGUUGGCCAGAAGCUCACGGCCUACCACGAGGCUACCCGUCAACCCCGAGCUACUAUCAACCUGGCUAAUGCUAAGAGGCUGAUUGACGACCGGCGUGCCCUGACGGAGCGAGAGACGACCGGCAAGGGCGGCAGACGUCGGCGAUCAGCCUUCGCCGAGGAAGAAGAAGGAUACAUGUUUGUCGAGGAGGGUUUCCGCAUCCGCUUCAACAACGGCGAGACCAUUGACUUCUACGCCGACACUGCCGAGGACAAGCAAGGCUGGCUGUUGGCUCUGACGGACCUCAUUGGUACUGGUCGCGGCGAUAGCGAGGACGAUGUUGGUGGUUCUCGCAAGCAGGGCAAGUGGUGCGAGCUCAUCCUCAAGAGAGAGGAGGCGCUGCGACGGCGGCAAGAGGGUCGACGGGUGCACUCGCGGACGAAGAGCACAUUCAACUAAUACCCCCUUCUUUUCUUGAUGAUUUGGCAUGAUCGGCACGAGUAGGAGACACGAAGUAAUGGGGAGGCACGGCAUGAUCUAUGAUUCUCUUGGACCUGGAGUUCGUGAUCGGAUCAUCAUGUUGUCUUUGGUCCGCUGUUGCGAUGGCUUGUGUCUUGUGGACUGCGCGCUUGCCUGAAUAUCUAAUAAUUUGGCAGACAGGAUGGCGUUUGGGCAUGGUUUGGAUGGCGAUGGCGAUGGAGGAAAUUCCGGAGAUUGAGAGCUUGUUGUUUUAAAUUCGCACUCGGCUUCUUUUGAGCAUUGUUCUAGGAGUCGGGUAGCCCGUUUGGUUGUACGUAUCAUGUUGUACUAAAAUGGGA